AACACUGACCUCUUACUUUCCAUUAUAAUUACAAAAGAUAAUUGGAGAUAGACCGACUAUCCAACUCAAUAACAACAGCUAUGGGCAAGCGGCGCUCCAAGAAACCCAUCUUUCACAGGCGGAUUUUCGACGUUGAGGACCUUCCGGCAGAUACACUGAUGUUAAAGACGGAGGCCACAAGGACAGGUUACAAAUUAAAUACCACUGGACCCACAUCUACCGGAGUGUACGGGAUCGGAAAGAACAACACAAACCUACCGUCCAGCCAAGGAGCUUCUGUCCCGCUACAUUUUGUCGUUCUCCUGACCUUGUUCCUCCUGAGUGUAACGCUCAUCUUCUGCCUCGGCCGUCGCCGCUCCAAGUCAGCAGGAUCAAAGAGCGCCUCCUCGCGGCGGAGUAGCGGAACUACAACCACGAACAGCACCAAGGUCGUGAAAAGAACGACAUCGGUGUUAGGCACUACAAAGGAGAAGGGCGCUUCGACGUGUGAAAAAAAAGACGUUCAGAACACAAAGAAACUCAUCAAAAACAACGGACGGAGAAAGUACUACUAGUGGUUUAAGUUUGAAUCGAAAGAUAGAAUCUGGACGAAACGACUGUGACAAACCCAACCACUGAAACGGACCUAACACAGCCGUUUCCGUUAAAAGACAGUUUAAGUUUACGUAAGGCCGCAUAUUGAUUUGAUUAUAUGGAUGACAUCCACGCGCGCAUGAAUUUUUUGC
Molecule: messenger RNA, 725 nt
Organism: Branchiostoma belcheri (Belcher's lancelet)
Lineage: Eukaryota; Metazoa; Chordata; Leptocardii; Amphioxiformes; Branchiostomatidae
Exons: 3
Coding region: 81-554 (157 amino acids)
Source: RefSeq, a predicted model, not a curated record